Molecule: messenger RNA, 775 nt
Organism: Drosophila mauritiana
Lineage: Eukaryota; Metazoa; Arthropoda; Insecta; Diptera; Drosophilidae
Gene: Obp19c
Exons: 2
Coding region: 37-564 (175 amino acids)
Biological process (GO): sensory perception of smell
Molecular function (GO): odorant binding
Source: RefSeq, a predicted model, not a curated record
AGCAAGAGCAGAGCCAAAGAGAAAGCAGCCGCCAAGAUGAAGCCAUCCACUCCAGUCGCCGCCAUUCCGCUAAUGACGCUCGUGGUCGCUGUCCUGCUGCAGACGCACUGCGUCCGUGGCCAGAACCAGGCCUUCGAUCUCACCAAGCUGCUGCCCAAGACCGGAACGGAGCCCAUCUGGGCGGUGAUCGAUCGCAACUUGCCGCAGGUGCAGGAGCUAGUCACCGCGGCCAGGAUGGAGUGCAUCCAGAAGCUGCAGCUGCCCAGGGACCAGCGCCCGCUGGUGAAGGUGACCAAUCCCAGUGAGAAGGAGAAGUGCCUGGUGGAGUGCGUGCUCAAGAAGAUCAAGUUGAUGGACGCCGACAACAAGCUGAACGUUGGCCAGGUGGAGAAGCUGACCAGCCUGGUGACCCAGGACAACAAGAUGGCCAUCGCCGUCAGCUCCAGCAUGGCGCAGGCCUGCAGCCGCGGCAUCUCCUCCAAGAACUCCUGCGAGGUGGCCCACCUCUUCAACCAGUGCAUCAGUCGCCAGCUGGAGCGCAACAACGUAAAGCUGGUCUGGUAGGGGACAUCUCCGCGCCAGGGGCACCACCAACUACCACUUGAGAUCUUAACUACGAGUAGAAGGCCAUCAUCUUCGCUACAAUGAUUUCUCACAUAAUUUUAACCGAACAUUCAUGAUCAAUAGAUAUAAUUAUAUAUAAGAUAUUAGUUAUGAGUUACUCAGCUUUUUCUAUUACUAGAUCAAUUUUUAGUUGCUCGCUCGUAAUUGAUUU